UCUCUGACUUUCGUUUUGUUCUUUUUUGUGUGUGUGUGUUCUGUCAUGCGAGUGUUCGCUAGCCACGUGAAGGGGCCUCCUCCUUGUUUAUGGGCUGCUGAGAUCGGUUUUCGCCACGGGGCGCCGGGGCACUCCAAGUUUCCUCGAAUGCGUGGAAUUGGGUCCUCGCCGGCUGCCCAGACCCUCCGACUUCGUGGAACCAUUAGUGCGCGCGCGCGCGUGUGUGUGUGUAUGCGUGUUUAUGUCAACGUGAACGUUUGUGUGCUCGGAUCUGUGGCCGUGAAAACGAGAGCGAAAAAGCGCGGGAAGGACGACACGGACAGAGAAGAGCGAGCAGCGAAGAAGAGUCUGCGGAGUGCGAGCGAAUUGAACGAGUGUGCGAAGGGCGAGCGAACAGAGCGGUUGUGUGCGAUGUUGAGGCGAUUGUGCGUGUGCGUUUCGUGUUAGUGUUUUUGCGUUAUGUAAGUUUUUAAUCAAGUUUUCGUAAUUAAAAUAUAAUCAACCUCUUUACCUUUUAUUCCAGUGUGUCGAGUGUUUAUUGCGUGUAGUGUUUAAAUUGCGUUCAUGCCUACGUUGUAAACUUUUGCGGCCAUCGUUUAGCGUAGCGUUAAAUCCUUUGACGCUAACAUCCUCAGAAGUGGGAUUGGACCAAAUGUAGGAAAGGUUAAUAAACGAGUGAGAAGCGCUAGCGAGGACUACGAUCGCGCCAGUGCGGGGAAUGGUGGACUGCCAGUGAAGGUGCGUAAGAUCAACCAUGCUGGACGGAUCGUCGCCGGAGGAGAGCGGUCACCGUGAUGACGACGACUGCGCUGGACUCACCAAGCGGGAACUUUUCGACGCUCUGCGCGAGAAGGACCGCUUGUUGGCGGACCUGCUGCGUCGGCUUCCGCAGCCGGAAUCGUCGGGGGCUCCACGCCAGGCGGACGUCACCACAUUUCAGGUGAUGCCUGAUUUAAGUAAGAACAUUUCAGACUUUGCCGGUGACGGUUGCGCGUCAGCAGCGCGUGACUGGAUGGAGGGUCUGCGGCAGACGGCGACGCUUCACCGGUGGCCAACGCCAUUUCUGCUCGAAACGGCGAAGGGUCACCUAGUCGGCGCCGCCAAAGAUUGGUACCACUCCAGGUCUGCGGAGAUUUCUUCGUGGGACGACUUCGAGCGAAUUUUCCGGCGGACAUUUUAUAGCCAGACUCGGGCGGCGGAGCGUUGGAGGCGGAUGCAGGAACGUGUGCAGCAGAGAAAUGAAAACACGGCUGCGUACUUCCACGCCAAGGUGCGUCUUUGCCGCGAAGCGCACUUGGACUUCUGCGACACGAGGGAGCAGGUGCUGACCGGUCUGCGAUCUCGGGAAUUAUGCACCAUGCUCCUCGGGCGGUCGCAUGCAGACGAAGACGACCUGCUGCAUGACGUGGAGGAAUUCGAGCGAAUUGACCGGGAGCGACAACAGCGCUUCGGCGGAGUGAGUGAGCGAGGAGCGCCGAGUAAUCCACCACGUAUGCAGCCUGCACCCAAGACGCCGUUGCAUGAUACGUUCGGGUACGGCAGCCGGAACAAGCGACCGCCGAUGACAAACACAAACGGUGAGCGAAAGUGCUACAAUUGCUCGAAAUUCGGGCACAUUUCGCGAGACUGCCCGGAGGAAAGGCGUGUUGAGAAGUGUUUGAAGUGCGGGAAAUUUGGGCAUACCCAGAGACAUUGCCAAAAAAGUAGCCCCAGAAAUGAGACCAACGCGGUCUCGGAAGACAAGAUUGGCCCCGGUGCGCUCCUGAAGCAUGUUAAGUUCAGUGACAAAACAACUCUGAUCGGAAUGAUUGACACCGGCAGUUCCGGUUGCCUAAUGCGCGAGUCGGCGGCAGUGCAGUGCGGAGCGGAAAUGCUGGAAGACGCCACCGCUCUUUAUGGCUUCGGUAGUCAGGGGGUUCCAGCUGUCCGUGCGAUUGGCAGGUGCAGGGCCGAUUUAGAGAUCGAUGGUGUCGUUGGCAAAAAGAUUCCGGUGCUUGUUGUGCCAGACGAGGCCCAGUCGGUCGACUUGCUUGUUGGCCGCACGUUUACCGAGCUGCCAUACGUGACAUAUGCCAGGCUUGGCAGCAGCUUGCAUUUCUGGCAUAGAGACGAGUGCCCAUUCUCUCAUCUCGAGCCCCUUGUUUCAUGCCCGAAAGUGCGUGUGAAGACUGCUGAGGAGACCCCACUGCAGGCCAAUGUUGUCAACUGGGUAAGACUGUCGUCGCCGUCUAGCAUCACCGGUCCAGUGCUGUUCGAUAACUGCGGGCGCGAAAUCGUCAUUGACAUGGAGGGCGGAGAGGUUAUUGUGCCAGCAUUCACGAGUGGAGAAGAAGAUGGGGUCAUCCGUAAAGGACAGCGACUUGCGCAAGCGACAGAAGUGGACACCCCAGGUUGCGAGAGAAUGGAGGGAAAUGAUUGCAGAGAGGAGUGCGGCGCGGCUGAGUUAGAGCAGAUUCUGGUUACGGAAGCGCGACGGCCGAUUAUGCGCGAGGAAAUUAGAGUGGGACCAUCGGUUACGGAGGAAAAACCUCGUGAGCUCGCGUGCCUCAGCGAAAUUGGAUGCACAUCCAUCCUCAUUAUGGACACACAGGAGACACCUGGUAGUACCCCCGUCGAUGUUCGGCCCUACCGGACAAAUGCAGCGAAGCAAGAAGCUAUGCGCGACAUCGUCGGAGAAUGGGAAAAGGCGGGAAUCGGGACUGAGUCGUUCUGCCCGUAACUGUGCCAAGACUCACCCCUACGCGAGUGCACCGUAGCAAUGUUGGCGGCCCCUGUGAGAACUUCAGUGCGCGGUGAAGAUAGAUUUCGUGAGCGAACUGUGACAAUUUAAACAAACAGUUUUUUUUUCCCUUUCUGUCGAAGGAAGCGAUUCCACUUGUGUAUCGGCGUGCGUGUACCUUAUUUUACUUUAUCAUUUUUUUUUCCAUUAACGAGGACGUUAAUGACUGUCAGGACGACCGAGUGUACGCGACUGCUCCACAUCUCUGACUUUCGUUUUGUUCUUUUUUGUGUGUGUGUGUUCUGUCAUGCGAGUGUUCGCUAGCCACGUGAAGGGGCCUCCUCCUUGUUUAUGGGCUGCUGAGAUCGGUUUUCGCCACGGGGCGCCGGGGCACUCCAAGUUUCCUCGAAUGCGUGGAAUUGGGUCCUCGCCGGCUGCCCAGACCCUCCGACUUCGUGGAACCAUUAGUGCGCGCGCGCGCGUGUGUGUGUGUAUGCGUGUUUAUGUCAACGUGAACGUUUGUGUGCUCGGAUCUGUGGCCGUGAAAACGAGAGCGAAAAAGCGCGGGAAGGACGACACGGACAGAGAAGAGCGAGCAGCGAAGAAGAGUCUGCGGAGUGCGAGCGAAUUGAACGAGUGUGCGAAGGGCGAGCGAAC
This is a messenger RNA of Rhipicephalus sanguineus (brown dog tick), 3376 nucleotides long. RefSeq lists its product as uncharacterized. The coding region runs from base 755 to 2719 and encodes 654 amino acids. Gene Ontology annotation, biological process: positive regulation of cytoplasmic translation. The transcript has a single exon. Lineage: Eukaryota; Metazoa; Arthropoda; Arachnida; Ixodida; Ixodidae. Gene Ontology annotation, cellular component: cytoplasm. Gene Ontology annotation, molecular function: mRNA binding; single-stranded RNA binding; translation regulator activity. The record is from RefSeq and is a predicted model, not a curated record.